CCAGCAUUCAUCCACCCAACACCAACGACAGUUCCAAUACGGUUUCAUUCACCCAUGUCGCUCCGUAUCACCCCUGGCAAGGCUCAGCCCUCCUCCAUUUCCAUUACCCAGACCGCAUCCACCUCUGUCGCCGGUGUACACGACACUCUACGCCAUGGAAACAAGUCUUUUGCAGCGGAUGUCAAUUCUCGUCAUCCAUUGGAGGCGCGUUUGCAGAAUUGGGAGGCUACACAAGAAGAGCUCCGCAUGGAGACCUUGAAGCGGCUAUACGGUGUUGCCGAGCCAGUGAGGAGACAAAUGGAACUGAAGCUAUGCGGUGCCGACGAUUUCCGCCCAACAACCUUGGGCGGACCUGGUAAUCUCCACUUGGAUAUUCUAAGAGGGAAGGAUACUACAUUGGAUGUUGAAGAUGUGUUUGACGGCCGCGACAUGGCAACCAUUGACUUCCAUACCGAGUUGGAGGCACGUAUGCGUUGAUGUUCGAAAGGCGGGC
Saitoella complicata NRRL Y-17804 is the source of this 493-nucleotide messenger RNA. RefSeq names its product proteasome maturation factor UMP1. The transcript has 3 exons. Bases 55 to 477 code for a protein of 140 amino acids. The record is from RefSeq and is a predicted model, not a curated record. Gene Ontology annotation, cellular component: nucleus; cytoplasm. Gene Ontology annotation, biological process: proteasome assembly. NCBI's taxonomy places the organism in Eukaryota, Fungi, Ascomycota, Saitoellomycetes, Saitoellales, Saitoellaceae.